Messenger RNA from Stegastes partitus (bicolor damselfish), 1277 nucleotides. It is a transcript of the gene cln6a, whose product is annotated as CLN6 transmembrane ER protein a. Lineage: Eukaryota; Metazoa; Chordata; Actinopteri; Pomacentridae. The coding region runs from base 139 to 1044 and encodes 301 amino acids. The transcript has 7 exons. The record is from RefSeq and is a predicted model, not a curated record. Gene Ontology annotation, cellular component: endoplasmic reticulum; membrane. Gene Ontology annotation, biological process: lysosome organization.
GCGACAACAAGGAAGUGAAACUGCUAAUGAUAGAAAGAUGUUCAGUCGUUGAGUCCCGUUAACUUUUCACCGUUUUGACCUCGGAGCGAUCAGAAAGUACCGUUUGUUGGACCAACGACACCCGACACGGAGUCGAAAAUGCAGACUGUACGAAAACGUCGAGGCAACGAUUCACAGACGAAUAGCACUCCUGGUGUUCUGAAGGAAAAUGUGCAACAGAAGAAAAGGCAGCACUUCCACUUCGACCUGUGGCUCUGUCUGACUCUGCAGAACUGGAUACUAGACUUUGGAAGGCCUAUCGUUAUGAUCAUCCUUCCUCUGGAGUGGUUUCCCCUGAACAAGCCCAGUGCUGGAGACUAUUUCCACAUGGCCUACAAUGUCAUAACACCAUUCCUAAUGCUCAAGCUCAUUGAACGGAGUCCCACGGCGCUGUCUCGCACCGCCGUCUACCUCUGCAUUAUCACUUUCGUCAUGGGAGCCAGCAUCCACCUGGUUGGAGACUCCAUCAACCACCGGCUCAUCCUGAGCGGCUACCAGCUCCACCUGUCAGUCAGAGAGAACCCCAUCAUCAAAGACCUGAAACCUGCUUCUCUGAUCGACUCCUUUGAGCUGCUGUAUUAUUAUGACGAACAGCUGGGACACCUAAUGUGGUAUAUUCCCUUCUUCAUCAUUCUGUUCAUCUACUUCAGUGGCUGCUUCUCCCCUGCUAAAGAACAAAAGAAGAUUCCCGUCUCUGGUUGGCUGUUGCUGGGACCCAGCGCUCUCUACUAUUGGUACUUGGUCACCGAAGGACAAAUCACUGAACUUUUCCUCUUCACCUUCCUCGCCAUGGUUGCCAUGGUGAUAUAUCAGCAACGUAAAGGCCUCGGCCCCGACAGUAACGGCCAGUUCCUGUUCUACAGUUUCAGUGUCACGGUGCUCCUAGUGGCUGUGUGGGUGGCCUAUCUGUGGAGCGACCCGGUGCUACGCAACAAGUACCCCGGACUCAUUUAUGUGCCAGAACCCUGGUCCUACUACACGCUACACAUCAAGAAGAGCCACUGAACGCCCUGCCAAGGUCCUCUCUGUUCUGUUUUUCUCUGUUGUACUUUCUCACAAAGCAGAUUUCCUGCAGCUAAGACGGUGGCUGCACUCUGACAACAACAGAGAUCAAUGAAACUUGUUGAUGCAGUUAAACUCAAGGAUCUGCCGGCUUCAGAGGGAAAUGUGUCUUCUCUUUGUGUUUCUAUAUUGAUGAUGGCCUUCUUUGAGUUUGAUUUUGCACUUGCAGUCAGAUU